This is a messenger RNA of Pistacia vera, 2801 nucleotides long. RefSeq names its product sterol 3-beta-glucosyltransferase UGT80A2-like. The record is from RefSeq and is a predicted model, not a curated record. Gene Ontology annotation, biological process: carbohydrate metabolic process. The transcript has 14 exons. Gene Ontology annotation, molecular function: UDP-glycosyltransferase activity; hexosyltransferase activity. Lineage: Eukaryota; Viridiplantae; Streptophyta; Magnoliopsida; Sapindales; Anacardiaceae. The coding region runs from base 148 to 2295 and encodes 715 amino acids.
AGAAAAGAAAUUAAAAUCGAAUCGAUUCAUUUCCCAUUCGCUAAGCGUAAAAGCGUCUCCUACCUGUACAACGCAUGAGCGCAAUGAACCACAUUUCUGUUUAAAAACGGUGUCGUAUCGUGUCGUUUAUCGUAGCUGAUCGUUUUGAUGGAGAAUCACGGCGGCAACGAUGUGCCCGUUGAGUUUGAGAUCGAAAUCGAAGGCGAGAAUGAAAAUGGCGGGCAUAACACGUCUGUCGGUGCUUUGACUUCUACUGUUGGAAAGCCUGUUGCGACAUCUACUGUUGAAAAGCCAGUUUCGACAUCUACUGUUGAAAAGCUGGUUUCGACAUCUGAUGCUGAAAAGCCGGUUUUGACAUCUACUGUUGAAAAGCCGGUUUCGACAUCUACUGCUGAAAAGCCGGUUUCGACAUCUAAUGCUGAAAAGCCGGUUUUGACAUCUACUGUUGAAAAGCCGGUUUCGACAUCUACUGCUGGAAAGCCGGUUUCGGCUUUGACAUCUACUGCUGAAAAGCUGUUUUCGACAUCUACUGCUGAAGAGCCGGUUUCGACAUCUAUUGCCAAAGUGCCAGUUUCGACAUCUACUGCUGAAGAGCCGGUUUCGACAUCUAUUGCCAAAGUGCCAGUUUCGACAUCUACUGCUGAAGAGCUGGUUUCGACAUCUACUCCUGAAAAGCCGGUUUUGACUUCCACCCAGGCCGUAAAACCUGUGAAAAAUGGAAAUAAUCGUAAAUUAUCUAUGUUGGCAGCCAAACUGGUUGAUGAUACAGUUCCUCUCAAGAAAAAGCUAAAAUGUUUGAAAGAAUUUGCUACUGUCAAAACCGAUGGGACUGUACAAUUUGAAGUUCCAGGAGAUAUUAAACCGCAAAGCCUUGAUUUUGGAACUGGAGUUGUUUAUAAUGGAUCUUCUGACAAAGAAACUGCUGAAGCCACAGCUGUACAAGAUGUACCUCCAUUGCAAAUAGUAAUGCUUAUUGUUGGAACACGAGGAGAUGUACAACCAUUUGUUGCGAUUGGAAAACGUUUACAGGAAGAUGGCCAUAGAGUUAGACUAGCAACUCACUCAAAUUUCAAAGACUUCGUCUUGAGUGCUGGGUUGGAGUUUUUCCCUUUAGGAGGAGAUCCAAAAGUUCUUGCUGGAUAUAUGGUCAAGAAUAAAGGCUUCUUGCCAUCAGGACCCUCAGAAAUUCCUAUUCAGCGGAAUCAGAUGAAGGAAAUUAUUUUUUCUUUACUUCCCGCAUGCAAGGAACCUGAUCCUGAAUCUACUGUGCCAUUUAAACCAGAUGCUAUUAUUGCGAAUCCUCCAGCAUAUGGUCAUACACAUGUUGCUGAGGCACUAAAAGUACCACUUCAUAUAAUUUUCACGAUGCCAUGGACGCCUACUAGUGAUUUCCCCCAUCCUUUGUCUCGCGUUAGGCAACAUGUUGCUUAUAGACUUUCAUAUCAAAUUGUCGAUGCACUAAUAUGGCUUGGAAUACGAGACAUGAUUAAUGAGUUUAGGAAGAAGAAGCUGAAGCUAAGACCUGUUACAUAUUUAAGUGGAUCCUGGGGCUCUCCCCAGGAUGUGCCUUAUGGGUACAUAUGGAGUCCUCAUCUUGUUCCGAAACCAAAAGACUGGGGACCUAAGAUUGAUGUAGUGGGGUUUUGCUUUCUUGACCUUGCUUCAACUUAUCAACCUCCAGAUCCACUUGUGAAAUGGCUAGAAGAGGGUAAAAAGCCUAUCUAUAUUGGUUUUGGUAGCCUUCCUGUUCAAGAACCAGAGAAGAUGACUGAAACAAUAGUAAAAGCUUUGGAAAUAACUGGACAGAGAGGCAUCAUCAAUAAAGGUUGGGGAGGUCUUGGGAAUUUGGCAGAACCAAAGAACUUUGUGUAUUUACUGGACAAUUGCCCCCAUGACUGGCUUUUCUUACGAUGCAGUGCUGUGAUUCAUCAUGGUGGCGCUGGAACAACUGCUGCUGGUCUUAAAGCCGCGUGUCCAACAACCAUUGUACCAUUCUUUGGGGACCAACCGUUUUGGGGAGAACGGGUUCAUGCCAAAGGAUUGGGCCCUCCACCAGUCCCAGUUGAGGAGUUUUCGCUUGAUAAGUUGGUUGAUGCAAUAAACUUUAUGCUUGAUGACAAGGUAAAACAGUGCGCUGUUGAACUGGCUAAGGCCAUGGAAAACGAAGAUGGUGUUACAGGUGCAGUAAAAGCCUUCUAUAAGCAUUUCCCCGGAAAAGUAUCCGAUGAAGCGCCUGAGUCACCCCAUUCUCGUUCAGGAUUUUGUUCCAUGCGACAAUGUUUUGGCUAUACAUGAAUCUGCAAAAGUCCUGACUUGACUUUUCAAGUUUGACACAUUUCUGACUGCUUUUUCCCCAGGUUCUAGUAUGCUUUCUUCUGGUUAACUACCGGCACCCAACUUCAAUUACCGUUGCAUGUCGCUUCUACUUUUUUCAAAAAUUAAUCUCACGGAUGCAUAUCGUUCAAAAGAACUGCAAGUGAUUGAUAUAUUACAUUCAUAUUCCAAUACUAAUACGCGGAAUAUGGAGGUACUUACGAUAGAAAGGACUAUUAGGCAAAAUGUUGUAACUUGCCACAAAUUAUAACUAUACCGUCUGAUUCUUGAUGGCAUAGCUAUGUUGUAAGUUUCAUAAAUUUAGGGUGUUUGAAUGUAACUGUGAAAGUAAAAAGUAAAUAUCAAUAGGAUGAACUAAAAGUCCUUGUGUAAAGAGAAAGCUAUUAUGUAUUCUAUGAUCUUUGGUUUGAUGGCUUACUCUAUAUCAUAUAUAUCAUAAAUGAGAAGUAUUUGGUUGAUGAGGUCUC